UGUUUCAAACUUUAGUUUUCAGUUUCAUCGGUUGUCGACAUUUUUGUCUUUUUAGCUUAUUUGGGCAGGGUGACCAUCGCAACCGAAGAUGCAUAAGACAAUGGGAAGAAUUUUGAGUUUACUUGUUAUUUUAGGGUUUAUAAUUUCUAUCCAAGCUGAUUUGAUGCCGAAAUCCAAAAGUCCAUAUAAGGUCGUAUGCUACUUAGGAAGUUGGGCUAAUUACAGGUAUGGUGAUGGAAAAUUUCUUAUUGAAGACAUUGAUCCAAGGCUGUGUACUCAUUUGAUUUAUGGUUUUGCAAAACUUGGCCACGACAACAAGAUUGCUGCAUAUGACACUUAUUUAGAUUUAAAAGAAAACUGGGGACUGGGAGCUUACAAUCGAUUCAAUGAGUUGAAGAAGAAAAAUUCUGAGCUGAAAACACUACUUGCGAUCGGCGGAUGGAAUGAGGGAUCCACAAAGUAUUCCAUGAUGGCCAGAAAUCCCUCGAGUCGAAAGAUUUUCGUUGAGAGCUGCGUCAACUUCCUAACUAAAUACGGAUUUGAUGGCCUGGAUCUUGAUUGGGAAUAUCCUGCAGCAAGAGGUGGUACUCCAGAAGACAAAAAGAAUUUUGUUCUCUUAUUAAUGGAAUUGAGAGAAGCCUUUAAACCAAAUAAUAUGUUGUUAACAGCAGCCGUAUCUGCAGGGCAGAAAACAAUUGAUGGCGCUUAUGACAUACCAGCUUUAGGAAAAUAUUUGGAUUUUAUCAAUUUAAUGGCGUAUGACUUUCAUGGUGGUUGGGACAAACUAACUGGUCACAAUGCUCCCUUAUAUUUAUUACCAAAUGAUUCAGAAGAUAACAAAAAGCUUAAUGUGGAUUUUGCAGUGAAAUACUGGUUGGAAAAAGGAGCUCCAGCUGAAAAAUUAAUUUUAGGACUACCAUUCUACGGUCGUAGCUUUACUCUACGUGAUCCAGAACAGAAUGAUUUAAAUGCUCCUAUUACCGGAAAAGGAAUAGCUGGAGAAUUUACAAGAGAACAGGGUUUCCUUGGAUAUAACGAGAUCUGCAAGAAAUUGGAGUUUGAAAAAGGAUGGAAUAUUAAAGUUGAGAAACAUAUCGCUGCUCCUUAUGCAGUUAAAGAGAGGCAAUGGAUAGGUUACGAUGAUAUCAAAAGCAUAAAAACAAAGGUAAAUUAUCUAAUUAAAAUGAAUCUUGGCGGUGCUAUGAUCUGGUCAAUAGAAACUGAUGAUUUCAGAGGAAGGUGCCAUGGUCAUAAAUAUCCACUAUUACAAACAAUCAACUCCGUUCUCUCUGGCUCAUCAGAACCCAUUCCGAAGGAAGUGACUGACAAUGAUAACUCCAUAUUUCCAAAGACUUCAACAGAAUUACCGACUUCAAAAGCAAAACCAACUGUGCCAUCUCCAUCAACUACAGUUUCAACCACGCCAAGAGUAGUGACGGGGUCAACUAGAUCAAACAAAAUUCCGGUAUUCCCAAAUAAAGAUGUUCUUUCUUGUUCGCAAAGUGGUUAUUUCCGACAUCCAGAAAACUGUAAGUUUUUCUAUUUGUGCCAACCCAAAAGACCAGGAUUUGUCAACGAUUACCUAAUUUACUUGUUCACUUGUGGUGCUGGCACCGUGUUUAGUGAAAAAGAUCGAAUUUGUAAUUUUCCUGUCAAUGUACCUGAAUGUAAAGAAAAGAAUUAUUAAAAUAUUUGUU
This is a messenger RNA of Parasteatoda tepidariorum (common house spider), 1697 nucleotides long. Its product is annotated as chitinase-3-like protein 1. Gene Ontology annotation, molecular function: chitinase activity; chitin binding. NCBI's taxonomy places the organism in Eukaryota, Metazoa, Arthropoda, Arachnida, Araneae, Theridiidae. Gene Ontology annotation, cellular component: extracellular region. The record is from RefSeq and is a predicted model, not a curated record. Gene Ontology annotation, biological process: carbohydrate metabolic process; chitin catabolic process.